CUCUCGGCGGUAGCUUAAACUACGUUUCCCAGGAUCCUGUUGGCCGGAAACUUCCGCUGUCGUCAGCGGAAGCAGUGACUUGAUUUGGCCCAGCCACACACAGGCGGGCUUGGUCACUAUGGAGGAGAUAGGCAUCUUGGUGGAGAAGGCUCAGGAUGAGAUCCCAGCACUGUCUGUGUCCCGGCCCCAGACUGGCCUGUCCUUCCUGGGCCCUGAACCUGAGGACCUGGAGGACCUGUACAGUCGCUACAAGAAGUUGCAGCAAGAGCUGGAGUUCCUGGAGGUGCAGGAGGAGUACAUCAAGGAUGAGCAGAAGAACCUGAAGAAGGAAUUCCUCCAUGCCCAGGAAGAGGUGAAGCGAAUCCAGAGCAUCCCACUGGUUAUUGGGCAGUUUCUGGAAGCUGUGGAUCAGAACACAGCUAUUGUGGGCUCUACCACAGGCUCCAACUAUUAUGUGCGCAUCCUGAGCACCAUUGAUCGGGAGUUGCUCAAGCCCAAUGCGUCAGUGGCCCUUCACAAGCACAGCAAUGCCUUGGUGGAUGUGCUGCCUCCUGAGGCUGAUAGCAGCAUCAUGAUGCUCACCUCAGACCAGAAGCCAGACGUGAUGUAUGCAGACAUCGGAGGCAUGGACAUCCAGAAGCAGGAGGUGCGGGAGGCUGUGGAGCUUCCGCUUACACACUUCGAGCUCUAUAAGCAGAUUGGCAUUGAUCCUCCCCGAGGUGUCCUCAUGUAUGGCCCACCUGGCUGUGGGAAGACCAUGUUAGCAAAGGCUGUGGCACAUCACACAACAGCUGCAUUUAUCCGGGUUGUGGGCUCGGAGUUUGUACAGAAGUACCUGGGUGAGGGCCCCCGCAUGGUCCGGGAUGUGUUCCGCCUGGCCAAGGAGAAUGCACCCGCCAUCAUCUUCAUAGAUGAGAUUGAUGCCAUUGCCACCAAGAGAUUCGAUGCCCAGACUGGGGCUGACAGGGAGGUCCAGAGAAUCCUGCUGGAACUGCUGAAUCAAAUGGAUGGAUUUGACCAGAAUGUCAAUGUCAAGGUAAUCAUGGCCACAAACAGAGCAGAUACCCUGGAUCCAGCCCUGCUGCGGCCAGGGCGCCUGGACCGUAAAAUUGAAUUCCCACUCCCUGACCGCCGCCAGAAGAGGUUGAUUUUCUCCACCAUCACCAGCAAGAUGAACCUCUCUGAGGAGGUUGACUUGGAAGAUUAUGUGGCCCGGCCAGAUAAGAUUUCAGGAGCUGAUAUCAACUCUAUCUGUCAAGAGAGUGGAAUGUUGGCUGUCCGUGAGAACCGCUACAUUGUCCUGGCCAAGGACUUCGAGAAAGCAUACAAGACUGUCAUCAAGAAGGAUGAACAGGAACAUGAGUUUUACAAAUGAUCCCCCUGCCCCAUACACCACCCCACAUCACACGGCUGGGGCUUCUGUCACCUCCCUAGGUACCUCUAUCCCCAAACCUAGUUUUCUUUUCUUUUUACCCAGGAUUUGUUUGUUCAAUAAAUGGACUGGAUUGAAUC
Messenger RNA from Castor canadensis (American beaver), 1512 nucleotides. It is a transcript of the gene Psmc4, whose product is annotated as proteasome 26S subunit, ATPase 4. Gene Ontology annotation, molecular function: ATP hydrolysis activity; ATP binding. The record is from RefSeq and is a predicted model, not a curated record. NCBI's taxonomy places the organism in Eukaryota, Metazoa, Chordata, Mammalia, Rodentia, Castoridae.